UGUAAAGUCAAGAGAUAACGGUGGGGUCUUCAAAGUGAUAACAAAUGCCUGCAGUUUGUGAUAUAGGUUCCAAAAACCCGCUGGUACAAACUGACUUCACUUAUGCACUGUGCCGUAGGUGUCUCGGUCAGGAAUAACGUUUGUUUUAAGGUAAGAGUUACAUAUCAUUUCGUUUGCGUUUUUUUGUGUGUGGUAUUUUAAAGAUCUGAAUUUGGGCAAAUGGGACGUCGUGUGAAUUGCAAUCGUAAACUGUGUCUCAAAUUUCACUGCACCGUGAUUACACGCAGGGUGAUCUUUGUAAGAGAGAAUAUCGUGCAGUUGCACUGCUUGACUGUAAUUGAUUACAGGGAGAAGUUUACAGAGGCACUCAUCUCAUUCCCGGCACUAUGCAUGUUCGUACGUGUCGACUCAAGGACCGUUAUCUAAUCAUCCGAGAGUGUUGUACGUAAGCGCAAGGGAUCAAGUCCUGCCUCGGUCAGUACUUGGGUGCAUUGGAUCGAGUCCUGGCUUGCCUGGUACUGAGUGUAUGGGAUCAAGUCCUAUCUUGGCCAGUACUUGAGUGCAAGGGAUCGAGUCCUGCCUUGCUUUGUAAUUGAGAGUAUGGAAUCUAGUCCUAUCUGGGCCAGUACUCGAGUGCAUGGGAUAGAGUCCUGCCUUGGUCAGUACUUGAGUGCAUGGGAUCGAGUCCUGUCUUGGUCAGAACUUGAGUGCAUGGGAUCGAGUCCUGUCUUGGUUAGUACUUAAGUGCAUGGGAUGAAGUCCUGCAUUGGUCAGUACUUGAGUGCAGGGGAUGGAUCGAGUCCUAUCUUGGUCAGUACUUGAGUGCAUGGGUCGAGUCCUGCAUUGGUCAGUACUUGAGUACAUGGGACGAAGUCCUGCCUUGGUCAGCACUUGAGUGCAUGGGAUCGAGUCCUGCCUUGGUCAGCACUUGAGUGCAUGGGAUCGAGUCCUGCCUUGGUCAGUAUUUGAGUGCAUGGGAUAAAGUCCUGCCGUGGUCAGUACUUGAGUGCAUGGGAUAGAGUCCUGCCUUGGUCAGAAAUUGAGCGCAUGGGACGAAGUCCUGCCUUGGUCAGUACGUGAGUGCAUGGGAUCGAGUCCUGCCGUGGUCAGUUCUUGAGUGCAUGGGAUCGAUUCCUGCCUCGGCUGGUACUUAAGUUCAUGGGAUGAAGGCCUGCCCUGGUCAGUACUUGGGUGCAUGGGGUCCAAGGGUCAAUGACCUCAGAGCAGACACCAGGACAUAAGACUUUUGAGUGUCAUCACGAUAAAAUAGAUGAUUCUUAGGAAGGAUAAGGUCAAUUAUUUGCCCUCACCAUUAAAAAAAAAAAUAAAAAAAUAUGUCAUUUACAAUUUCAACACAACAAACAACUCCGCCCACCCCACCCCAAUAAUCACUGUCGUUCCACUGCUAUAUAUUUAAUUAAAGUGACGAAAACCUCACAGGUUAUAAAAAUACAUAUUGCCAUACGAAACAAAUCGAACCAAACAAAGGCUGUGUGAAAUUAAAUUCCCCGGCUGGUCCCGUGACUAAUUCGGGCGCCAUGAAUGAACAGUGGCCCACUUAUCAUCUACUUAUCAUGGUGACCAGAAUACUAAUUAGUAACCCAAUUACGUUCGAGCAGUGAGUGACUUCACAUGUCUCACUUUACAAUUAAGCCCCUGCUAUAAUUCCUUCUCAUGUACCCCAUGUACACCUUCACACCCCACCAUACUGUCCACCUUCACAUCCCACCCUGCUGCCCACCUUCACACCCCAUCCCUGCUGUCCAACCUUCACACCCCAUCCCUGCUGUCCACCUUCACACCCAUCCCUCUGUCCACCUUCACACCCCAUCCCUGCUGUCCACCUUCACAUCCCACCCUUCUGUCCACCUUCACACCCCAUCCCUGUUGUCCACCUUCACAUCCCAAACCCCGCUGUCCACCUUCACACCACAACCCCCCCCCCCCCCCCCCCCCCCCCCCUCAUCCCACACCCCGCUGUCCCCCUUCACCCCACCACCCCCCCCCCGCUGCCCCCCCCCCUUUUUUCUCUUUAGAGUUCCCUUUUUGCUCCAGACUGCACCUAGCUAAAAAAAAAACUGACCCCACACCUACAACGGAGUGUCACCAUAAGCCAAACGGAUCAAAAGAACAAUACAGAAAGAAUGACUUGACUCAGUGUUGACAUUGACUCAGUGUUGACAAAGGACGAUAUCUCCCAGUAUACAGACUCUUAAACUAACAGACCCCAGGACGGUUGUCGUCCCUGACCGCUCCACUGCCCCUGGUCCUGGUUUACAAUAGACUAGAGACAGAAGCUUUUCCGUUAUUCAAUAGAGACAAGGGCAGGGGCGGAUCGUGGUAAAAAACAACAACACCCCACCAGACUCGUGCACUUGCUGACAUUUUUACUCCGCAUAUAAAUAAUGUGUACAGUGUCGGUUAAUGUACAUUGAUUUCUUUGCCAUCCCGGUUCCUCCCCCUGAUUUAUUUUUGUAUCCGGUGAUCAAAUGAUUUUUAGGCCUAUGCUGUGCCCUCGGGUGCGUCGAGUGAGCUGUGGCGCUGAGUGAUACCGGGAAAGGGGCCGAGUGGCUAAAAGAAGCAGUUCUGACUUCUUCCCGUAGCAAACAUUGAAGGGCUAUCGGCUUCACGCGUUUUCUUUCAUCUUAUUUAUUAUUGUCACCGUACUACAUGUUCAAUCAUUUAUUAUUGUCACCGUACUACAUGUUCAAUCAUUUAUUAUUGUCACCGUACUACAUGUUCAAUCAUUUAUUGUCACCGUGCUACAUGUUCACGGGGCUCGAAUGUCUCCCCAGCCCGGCUGUACUACAAUCACCAUCCGUGAACAAUACGAUCGACAGCUGCGUCCCUAUCUACGUUGACUGUACCCAGAGCCUCAGACACCUUCAAAAUCCGAUCAUGCAAUACGCUAAGGGGAAAUUAGAUUGUAUAACACGUGAUAAUUUUUAAAGUCACGAUCGCAGUGGUGGAUUCACUCUAAGAUCAAACGAAACCAGGUCUUCGUGCAGCAUUACCCAGAGAGGUGGCAUAAGAUCAGUUCAUUGCAAUAUUAAGGAGAUUUAUCCAACAGACAAAAAAAAAUAUAAAUACAUUUUCUUUACAUCUAUAUGCAGAACAUCACAGAGGCUGCAUUUAGAAAUAGCCUAAUCUAUUUAAAGUGUAUCUUUAUUAAAUGGCUGCUUCUCCUGGGCAUUACCUUCUGGAAGUUGAGUUCUCAUUUUAAAAAAAAAAAAUUAUUAUUAGUAAUAUUUUAAUUUUUUUUUUUUUUGGUGGGGGGGGGGGGGGGGGCAAUUUAAUUCGCUUUGGAAAUGCAGCGGGAAGACCUGUUCUCCAGUGUUUGUUUUUUUUAAACAACCUUUUGGAUGUUCACAUCAAUUCUAUUUUUGGGUACUAGUUUAAGAAAAAGUUUCUUUUGAUAAAUUUGUAAAAGAAAAAAAAAAUUGGUGGGGAUGGGAUGGGUGGGAGAAGUAGUCAAUCAAAGAUUCUUACAAAAGGCGCCAUAACAGCGAGCGUUAUUGGUGAAUUAGAUGAAGAGAGUGAGAGCAGUUAGAAAGUCCAUAUAAACUGUUUAACUGAUCUGCUGUUUUGUUUUACUUCGCUCCUUUUGUCCCGACUCCCCAUAAUUCUGUUUCAACUUGGUCGGAAUACUUAGGGCUAAAAAACGGUUCAGCAAAUGUUAUUUAUUUAGGCAUUUUUAAAUAGCGCUUACAUUAAAGCUCUAAGCGCUUUACAAUUAUUAAAAACAUGUAAACUAACUAAAAUAAAAAUGAGACAUUAGGAUACUACUAUACUAUAGAAACAAUUAAAAUGGCUAUAAAACGAGGACACUUUGGCACGUUUUGGCCUAUAUUACAGGAUUAACCCGAGACAGAAAAUGAGGCAGGGCAAGGAGGGUACAUCACAGGUCAUAGGCGGACCUAAACAGAUGGUUUUUAAGGGACUUUUUAAAAGUGGACGAGGUUUCACAAUGACGGAUAUGGAAGGGGAGCUGGUUCCAGAACGUGCGCCCAUGGAAGUAGAAGGAGCGUUCACCGAUGGUCUUAGUUUUGGUUCUUGGGAUUGAGAGGGUUCUAUUGUCAGUGGAAGAGCGUAGUUAUCAGAGUUCCAGUUUCAUAUCAUAUGUAAAGUCAUUGAUGGCCAAAUAUAAUCCAUGUCCUUUCGUUUGACUUAGCCGAAAAUGCUGCCCACCCCUAAGUAGAGAACUAAAGUGCCGCCCCCCCCCCUUUUCCUACGCCACUGGAUAAAGUUACAAUAGAAAUAAUCUUCUGAAAUAUCAAGGACUGUUAUGGUCUCCAGCGGAUUUGAGGGUAAACUCACAUACACAUAUUUUGUUUUGUUACAGAGUUUUAGAAAGAUAAUGGACAGCUGUGACGAGCAACACGGACAACAAGGUGAGCUGGAGGCACAUGCCACCACGCAUCCAGACGAUAGAGCUCCCGGGGAUCCCAACACAACGGCUGACCGUGUCGAGUAUAACGAAACAUUCAAAGGUGAUGGUGACACCCCUCGAGAUGCCAAUGAAGACCCGCACACGACAGAAGAUGACACGAAGGAAAUAUUACUGGACGGCAAACCAAUCUCAGCAGAGUUUUCGGAACCGGAAGCGCCAGACGGCGGUUACGGUUGGUUUGUCGUCCUCGGCUGCUUCCUGUCGCACGUGCUCAACGGGGGGCUGGAGCGCUGCGACGGCGUGUUCUACCUUCAGUUCUUGUCCAAGUACGGCCACGGCGCCCAACUGACCGCUUGGCCGGGUGCUGUCGUCUCCACCAUCAGGCUGUUCCUCGGGCCGGCCGCGAGCGCCGUUUGCAACCUCUACAGCGUCAGGACGUCGGUCAUGUGUGGCGGGCUCCUCAUGACGGUCGGGUGCAUUCUCAACGGGUUCGCCCCAAAUUUUUAUUUUCUCUUCUUCUCGCACGCCUUUGUCUCGGGCGUUGGGAGAGGAUUCACGUACGCCCCAGGAAUUUUUAUUCUGGGGAUGUACUUCAACAAGAAACGGGGUCUAGCCGCAGGACUGGGUUCGUCAGGAGUCGGGGUGGGGACAUUCCUUAUAGUUCCCCUGGCUCAGUACCUAUUUGAUGAGUAUGGUUUCGAAGGAGCUUUCCUCAUCAUGGGUGGCAUCUCCUUCCAUAUGCUUCUAAUCGCCAUGAUGUAUCGGCCUUUGAGUAUGAACGCUAAGUUCAAAAGAAAUCAUCUCCAGAGGGAGAAGAAGAAGAAAACGCCGAUAGACGUCGACCAUGAAGAAAGUUUUGUUCUGGUCAAGGUCCGCAAAGCCCCUCAUACAGAGAGACCCAAUCUCGUGCGUUCUACCUCCAGGAAAAGUGUGGACGGCGAGGAAAGGAUGGACGUCUCUGACAGUAUCACGAGCAAAAAGGCGGAAGGGGCGUCUCAAAGAAAGGUGAAACGCGAAACAAAGAAAAACUGUUUAAAAUCGUCGUUAAAAAUAUGUUUCCCAAAAGAGUACAAUGACAAGAGCGGCGGGUCUCCUCGGCGCAUUUUCCAUUUCUACCUAUUAAAAAACUGGUCCUUCCUGAUGUACUGCAUCAGCAUCGGCCUGUUCACGAUGGCUUUCAAAGCGGCCUUCACCUUCAUACCCGCCCUCGUGAAAUCAAAAGGGAUACCGCAAUCGCAAGCGGCGCUGGUGCUAUCGAUAACCGGUGUCCUUGACACCGUCGGCCGGAUAGCCGCCGGGGCUCUGUUCGACCUACCCGGGCUGCGGAGAAUCCGCCCGUUCCUGUACAACGUGGUCAUGUUUGCGGUCGCCGGGGUCGCCUUCGUGCUGCCUUCGCUGAGCACGUUCCCGGCGUUCUGCGCGGUGUGCGGCGUGUACGGCAUGCUGACCGGCGCCUACGUGUCCCAAAAGUCCGUCAUAACCGUGGACAUCCUGGGCGCGACCCACGUGGCCAGUUCAUUCGGGAUAUUGAUAUUCUUCCAGGGGCUCGGGACUCUUUUGGGCCCACCCUUGUCGGGGGCCCUCAAAGAUCACUUCGGGAACUACGAUGAGGCAUUUUACCUUGGCGGCGGGUGCAUGUACGGCGCGGCAAUCUUCAUGAUUGUCAGCAACAUAUUUCUCAGAAUACAAAGGCGAAACAUGAAGAAACGUCAGGUCCAUGAAAUUAGUUAAUACUUAUUAAAACAUUAGUCGUAGAGUAUAUGUACAACCACUGUCAGAGGAACGAAGGCGGUUCUACGACCAUAAAUAACGCUAUUUAUAUAUUAGUGGUCAAGAGUGUAUGUAAAACGACUGGUAUAGGAAGGUGGUGGGCGAUCCGCCGCCCCCCGGGUGGCAUAUUUGUUCAAUUUGUUGAGGGGGAGGGGAGCAUAAAAGAAAUCUAGGCCUGCCAGGACAACUCUACAUGUGGUCAACCCAGUAAAACUAUAUACGAGGGAGAGCAGGGUAUAAAAACAUUGGUGGUACACCUAGACGAUGACAGUCACUGCAGUACAUCAUGACAAUGGCAGGGCAUCAUGACAGUGACACCACAUCAAAACAGUGUCUGCAUAAUUUUUGUCAUUACAAGCAGAGAUCAAAGCAUUGCAGAUAAUCCAAUUAAAGCAAUCCAGUAUUCAUUGCAUGCAAAUUAAAAUCUCUGCUCAAUGAGUCAAAAUUGAUCAGAUCCAAGUGUGUCCCAUCUACUAGACCAGAGUGACAUACAAUAAAAGGAACUCAACCACAAGCUACUGGUGUUUCAGUGAAAUUGUUUUCAUAGGAAGACUCCAUCUUUACAAACUAGUCUUUGUUAAGAAUGUGGAGAAAUUUGAAAAUAAAAUAUUUGUAUAUGUGAUGUCAACUUGUAUCUGUGAUGUCAGCUUGUAUCUGUGAUGUCAGCUGGUAUCUGUGAUGUCAGCUUGUAUCAUGAUGCCAGUUUGUAUAUGUGAUGUCAGCUUUAAUUUGUGAUGUCAGCUUGAAUCUGUGAUGUCAGUUUGUAUAUGUGAUGUCAGUUUGUAUCUGUCAUGCCAGCUGGUAUUUGUGAUGUCAGAUUCUUUCUGAUCCUAAUAAAUCAAUGAUCAAUGAGAAUU
Messenger RNA from Lymnaea stagnalis (great pond snail), 7017 nucleotides. The record is from the annotation of a GenBank genome assembly. NCBI's taxonomy places the organism in Eukaryota, Metazoa, Mollusca, Gastropoda, Lymnaeidae.